AUGGAGAAAGUCGCUUGCAAUGUCAUAUACGUGGACCGGCUGGUAUCUCAGGAUCGGGACGUGAAAGCCGGCCAGCAAAAUAGCGAUAGGGAUAUUGUGCCGUGGGAGUCCCCGCGUAUUGCUGAGAAUGUUGGCCAGCUCCUCGACGUUUUUGACUCCGUCCAUUUGUGUAGCACAGGCGGCGCGUGCCUGAGUCAAUGGCUGAGCCUGCACGAAUCGUCAGCCAUGGACCUCAAACCGACGGUCUUCAUCCUCGACACCCCAUACCAAGACCUCAACACCGAACAACAUCGCUUGAGGGCUCCCUCGCCACUAUCCCUGGUUGAUGACGACGGCGAUAACCGAGAAGAAGACCUGUACGGACUGGCCCUGUUGCGGAGGAUCAUUUCCGAGUCCUAUGUCCGGAACGCAUCUAAGCUCGUUGUCACGAUUCCAAUCAUCGCCCAUCCAUAUCCUGAUCAGCUCGGCGAGAAUGGCGCCAGCGAGGAUCGUGUCGACUCGGACGAGGAUCGCAGGGCGGCCAACAAGCGGAUGCUGAGGAAAUGUCUGGACCUGGGCGCCACAGAUGUCAUGGCGAGCCCGAUAAACACCAAGUGUGUCACUAACCUCGAGGUGCACGCCUACCGCGCCCAUCUAGACGCCGCUCGGGACCAGAAGGCCUUGAUAGAGCUCCGCCGAGGGCGGAAACGCUCAUGGGUCGGCAUCUGCGAGGAGAAGCCGUUUGCGUACUUGCGGGAAGCCAUGGUGUCCAAGCUGAUGGGCUGGAUUUGCCGCAUAGGAAAUGAGACGGAGGACGUGCUUGGUAGCAUCAAGCUGUCCAUUUCAGUUGAGAAGCAGGCUGAGGUCACAUCGGCCGUUGGCCAGUGGCAUUUUUGCGCCCAUAGCUUUACGGAUGACGAGCUUGUCGUUGCGGCCUUGGCCAUGUUCAAACACGCAUUGUCCAUGACUGAGUUGGAGCCGUGGCGAAUACCAACAGAUCAGCUACACCGCUUUCUUCUCGCCUGCCGGGCGGCCUACAACACAUUCGUCCCAUAUCACAACUUCCGCCACGUGGUCGAUGUCCUGCAGGCAACCUUCCACUUCCUUGUCCGCAUUGGCUCCUUGCCCCCAUACCGCUCUGCCAAUGGUCUGCUGUCAGGGAAUCCGAAGUCGCCAAUGGCGAAGCUUCUGCAGCCGUUUGAGGCCUUGACGCUCCUCAUCACGGCUAUUGGUCACGAUGUCGGCCAUCCCGGAGUCAACAACGGCUUUUUGGUGACACUGAAUGCGCCACUUGCCCAGCUGUACAACGAUCGCUCCGUUCUUGAAUCCUUCCACUGUGCCGCCUAUUCGCAGAUCCUGCGGCGAUAUUGGCCGUCUGUUUUCUGCGACAGCAAGAUGCGCAGCCUCAUGAUCAGCUCUAUCCUUGCCACGGAUAUGGGCCUCCACUUCGACUACAUGAGGAAGCUGGGCCAGCUUCAGGACAGACUUCGCGCAAAUGACCGCACCGAAGAGUGGGACGAGUGUAUCAAGAACGAGCAAAAAGCGCUCACAUGUGCUCUUCUCAUCAAGUGUGCAGAUAUCAGCAAUGUGACACGCCGCCAUGACACGGCACGUCAAUGGAUGCACAUCCUGGCUGAUGAGUUCUCCCGGCAAGCCACCAUGGAGAAUGAGCUGGCUAUCAAAACAUCACUCAUGUCGGAGCCGAAAAAGGAUAUUGUCUCACUCUCCACCGCGCAGCUGAAGUUCAUGACCUUAUUCGCCCUGCCGCUAUUCCAGGGCGUUGCGGAUAUUCUCCCGGCAAUGCAAUACUGCGUCGAUGAGCUCCUCUUGAACAAAAUCCAAUUUGAGAAGUGUUUACGGGAAGAACAGGAGCGACAGUCAGCUACCGAACCGGUCCCAGGAUUCGACGACAAUGCGGUCUCGCCCAAAUCGAUCGACUUCACGACCUCGCCGGACCCGGCGACGGAAGCACACCCCGCAGUGGGAUCUGUGCCCAAGGUCGUUGAACCCCAAGCCAUCGAAGCCGCGGUUGUCCAGCAGACCGACACGUUCCACAGGCCGCAUCCAAGCCCCAAACGACCUAUCGGUGGACGGAUGGUCAACGGCAUCGUAACCAGUUUUCCGCCUGAGCCCGACUUCAGCCCUAGUGAGCAGUUCCAGCCGGAUAGGAGUCAUCACCAUGGCCACAGCAGACAAAAAUACAGUGAGACGACGGAGGGCAGCUCGGCACCAGCCAGCGGCGAUUGGGGUUCACACUCCACAAGCGCUACGACAGGCAGGAUGCCGUUAUCGCCCAGCACGCAAGGGACCAGCAUCGUGAGCCGUGACUCUUUUGACCGGCCGCACAGCUACAGCACCAAUGUACCCGUGCCGAGCGUGGUGUCGCCGGACGAAUCUACGACCACAGUUCCGGACUAUACCACUUCUACCACUAGCAAGAGCCAUGCCGAACCAAGAGUUGACAGCUACCCACCGCCCCUAGCGCUAGACGAGGAGCAUGACACAACGCGAAACGGCCACCACCAGUGUGCAACUUGCGCGGCGGCGAAGAAGAACGGCGCUACAUUAGAGCCUGUGGAUCCCAACGGUCGGCAACUUAAGAAGAAACCGAGUCGGUUCAGGAUUAACGGGCUGCAGAGCUUGUUCAGGAAGCACAAGAGCUCGAGCCCGCCGAUGCAGGCUGCCGAUACCGCUGGAUAG
This is a messenger RNA of Parathielavia appendiculata, 2679 nucleotides long. RefSeq names its product HD-domain/PDEase-like protein. The record is from RefSeq and is a predicted model, not a curated record. The coding region runs from base 1 to 2679 and encodes 892 amino acids. Gene Ontology annotation, biological process: cGMP catabolic process. The transcript is spliced from 4 exons. NCBI's taxonomy places the organism in Eukaryota, Fungi, Ascomycota, Sordariomycetes, Sordariales, Chaetomiaceae. Gene Ontology annotation, molecular function: 3',5'-cyclic-GMP phosphodiesterase activity; 3',5'-cyclic-AMP phosphodiesterase activity.